Molecule: messenger RNA, 11063 nt
Organism: Artibeus jamaicensis (Jamaican fruit-eating bat)
Lineage: Eukaryota; Metazoa; Chordata; Mammalia; Chiroptera; Phyllostomidae
Gene: TANC1
Product: tetratricopeptide repeat, ankyrin repeat and coiled-coil containing 1
Exons: 27
Coding region: 250-5838 (1862 amino acids)
Biological process (GO): regulation of postsynapse organization
Cellular component (GO): glutamatergic synapse
Molecular function (GO): protein binding
Source: RefSeq, a predicted model, not a curated record
CUUUGCUGUGGCAGCUGCGGGAGCAGCGGCAGCCUCGGAAGCCGGAGAAGAGGCAGCGCAGGAGCGCCGCGCUGACCGCGCCCCGAGGCCCAGCCCUGGGGGUGGAGGAUCGCGCCGAAGAGCUGGAAACUUUCCCGGCAGGAGCUGACCUGUUGUGGCGAAGGAGCAAAUUGUGAACGACGAAGUCCCUCCCCCCUUUUUUCCUGGUGAACAGAAGUUACCAAAAAUAGAAGUGAAGAAGUAUUGAAGAUGUUGAAGGCUGUGCUGAAGAAGAGCCGAGAGGGAGGAAAGGGAAGCAAGAAGGAGACAGGAAGUGACUUGGGUCCAGACACUUCCCCCCCAUCCCUGCCUCCUGGCGCUGGCGGCGACUUUUCUGUGAGCAGUCUUCCCGUAGCAGACGACACCUACAGGGUGAGCUUGGCCAAAGGCGUCUCCAUGUCUCUGCCUUCAUCACCUCUGCUGCCUCGACAGACGCACCCGGUGCAGUCAAGAUCAAACAAAAAAUCCCCAGGUCCCGUCAGGAAGCCCAAGUAUGUGGAAAGCCCCAGAGUGCCUGGAGAUGCAGUUAUAAUCCCGCUCAGAGAAGUGUCCAAGCCAGCUGAGACCAAUGAAAAUGAAGCAAAGGCCGAUAAUGAACCGAGCUGUUCGCCGGCAGCUCAAGAACUCCUGACAAGGCUGGGAUUUCUACUGGGAGAAGGGAUCCCAAGUGCCACACACAUAACCAUUGAAGAAAAAAACGAAACCAUGUGCACAGCUCUGAGCCAAGGCAUCAGCCCUUGCUCCACCCUGACAAGCAGCACUGCGUCUCCCAGCACCGAUAGCCCCUGCUCAACCUUGAAUAGCUGUGUCAGCAAGACGGCAGCCAACAAAAGUCCCUGUGAGACUGUUAGCAGCCCUAGCUCCACCCUGGAAAGCAAGGACAGUGGAAUCAUAGCCACAAUUACAAGUUCAUCCGAAAACGAUGACCGGAGUGGCUCCAGUUUGGAAUGGAGUAAGGAUGGAAGCCUAAGGUUAGGGGUGCAGAAGGGAGUGCUCCAUGACCGCAGGGCAGAUAACUGCUCCCCCGUGGCAGAAGAGGAGCCCCCUGGGUCGGCGGAGAGCGCGCUGCCCAAAGCUGAAGCCUCAGCUGGAGAUGGUCCAGUCCCUUAUUCUCAGAGCUCCAGCUCGUUAAUAAUGCCACGGCCCAACUCAGUUGCAGCGACUAGCUCAACCAAAUUGGAAGAUUUGAGUUACUUGGAUGGGCAGAGAAAUGCUCCUCUUCGAACGUCAAUUCGAUUGCCAUGGCACAAUACGGCCGGAGGCAGGGCGCAGGAAGUCAAAGCACGAUUUGCUCCCUACAAGCCACAGGACAUCUUGCUGAAGCCCCUGUUGUUUGAGGUGCCGAGCAUCACAACAGACUCUGUGUUUGUGGGACGGGAUUGGCUCUUCCACCAGAUCGAAGAGAACCUGAGGAACGCAGAACUGGCGGAAAACAGAGGAGCGGUGGUUGUGGGAAACGUGGGCUUCGGGAAGACGGCCAUCAUUUCUAAGCUGGUGGCGCUGAGCUGCCAUGGCAGCCGCAUGAGGCAGAUCGCCUCCAACAGCCCCGGCCCGUCACCCAAAACUUCAGAUUCCUCCCCGGAUCCUCCGUUUACUCCACUGCUUUCACCAAGUACUUCUGCAGGUGGUACCAAUGUGGCUAAAAUGCCCACCAGGUCGGGGUCUGAUGCUCCUGAAAACCAAAGACCGAGGGAGGAUGCAGUGAAAUACCUCGCUUCCAAGGUUGUGGCCUACCACUACUGCCAGGCUGACAACACCUACACGUGCCUGGUGCCCGAGUUCGUGCACAGCAUCGCGGCACUGCUCUGUCGGUCCCACCAGCUGGCUGCCUACAGGGACCUGCUGAUACAGGAGCCCCAGCUGCAGAGCAUGCUGAGCCUCAGAUCAUGCGUGCAGGACCCCGUGGCUGCCUUCAAGAGGGGAGUGCUGGAACCACUCACAAACCUGAGAAACGAGCAGAAAAUUCCUGAGGAAGAAUACAUUAUUUUGAUAGAUGGUUUGAAUGAAGCUGAGUUUCAUAAACCUGAUUAUGGAGAUACACUUUCUUCAUUUAUCACCAAGAUUAUCUCUAAAUUUCCUGCCUGGUUGAAGUUGAUUGUGACUGUGAGAGCAAAUUUUCAGGAAAUUGUAAGUGCCCUGCCGUUUGUUAAGCUUUCCUUGGACGACUUUCCCGACAACAAGGACAUUCACAGUGACCUGCACGCCUACGUCCAGCACAGAGUCCACAGCAGCCAAGACAUCCUCAGCAAUAUCUCCCUGAACGGCAAGGCCGACGCCGCCCUCAUCGGGAAAGUGAGCAGCCACCUGGUGCUGCGGAGCCUCGGCUCCUACCUGUACCUCAAACUCACCUUGGACCUCUUCCAGAGGGGACACUUGGUCAUCAAGAGUGCCAGCUACAAGGUGGUGCCCGUGUCUCUGUCCGAGCUCUACCUGCUGCAGUGCAACAUGAAGUUCAUGACCCAGUCUGCCUUCGAGAGGGCGCUUCCGAUUUUGAACGUGGCCCUCGCGUCCCUCCACCCCAUGACGGACGAGCAGAUCUUCCAGGCCAUUAAUGCUGGCCACAUUCAAGGGGAGCAGGGGUGGGAAGACUUUCAGCAGAGGAUGGAAGCCCUGUCCUGCUUCCUCAUUAAGAGACGGGACAAAACCCGCAUGUUCUGCCACCCGUCCUUCAGGGAGUGGCUGGUUUGGAGAGCGGACGGCGAAAACACGGCCUUCCUGUGUGAGCCCAGGAAUGGGCACGCUCUCCUGGCCUUCAUGUUCUCACGACAAGAGGGCAAGCUGAACCGCCAGCAGACCAUGGAGCUGGGUCACCACAUCCUGAAGGCACACAUUUUCAAGGGCCUCAGCAAGAAGACGGGAAUUUCUUCGAGCCAUCUGCAAGCCCUGUGGAUCGGGUACAGCACCGAGGGACUGUCUGCCGCCCUCGCCUCUCUCAGGAAUCUCUAUACUCCCAAUGUCAAGGUGAGCCGCCUCCUGAUUUUGGGAGGGGCCAAUGUGAACUACAGGACAGAAGUGUUAAAUAACGCCCCGAUCCUAUGCGUCCAGUCUCACCUUGGCCAUGAGGAGGUGGUCACUCUGCUCCUGGAAUUUGGUGCCUGCUUGGACGGAAUGUCGGAGAACGGCAUGACCGCCCUCUGCUACGCGGCAGCUGCUGGCCACAUGAAGCUGGUGUGCCUGCUGGUCAAGAAGGGGGCAAGGCUGGACCAUUUGGAUAAGAAAGGCCAGUGUGCGCUGGUCCACAGUGCACUGAGGGGCCACGGGGACAUUCUCCAGUACCUGCUGAGCUGCGAGUGGUCGACCGGCCCUUCGCAGCCAGGCGCACUGAAAAAGAGCCAAGCCCUGCAGCAGGCACUGACGGCGGCCGCCAGCAUGGGCCACGGCCCGGUGGUCCAGUGCUUGCUGGGGCUGGAAAAGGAACAUGAAGUAGACGUCAACGGCGCGGACACGCUGUGGGGAGAAACAGCCCUGACUGCCGCUGCGGGACGAGGGAAGCUGGAGGUGUGCGAGCUGCUGCUGGAGUGCGGGGCCACCGUGUCCCGGACCAACAGGAGAGGGGUCCCACCUCUGUUCUGCGCGGCGCGCCAAGGGCACUGGCAGAUUGUGCGGUUGCUGUUGGAACGCGGCUGUGAUGUGAACCUCAGUGACAAGCAGGGCCGGACGCCCCUCAUGGUGGCUGCGUGCGAAGGGCACUUGAGCACCGUGGAGUUUCUCCUUUCAAAAGGUGCCAUCAUUUCUUCUCUGGACAAAGAGGGUUUGUCUGCAUUGAGCUGGGCUUGUCUGAAAGGUCACAGGGCAGUGGUCCACUUUCUGGUUGAGGAAGGAGCCGAGAUAGACCAGAUGGAUAAGAACGGCCGUACCCCCCUGGACCUGGCAGCCUUCUACGGGGACGCAGAGAUGGUGCUGUACCUGGUUGAGAAGGGCGCCGUGAUUGAGCACGUGGACCACAGCGGGAUGCGUCCCCUGGACAGAGCCAUCGGUUGUCGGAACACGUCUGUAGUGAUUGCGCUGCUGAGGAAAGGAGCCAAGUUAGGAAAUGCUGCCUGGGCGAUGGCUACUUCCAAACCUGAUAUUUUGAUUAUACUUUUACAGAAACUGAUGGAGGAAGGAAACAUGAUGUACAAAAAAGGGAAGAUGAAAGAGGCAGCCCAGCGGUACCAGUACGCCUUAAGGAAGUUUCCCCGAGAAGGAUUCGGAGAGGACAUGAGACCGUUCAAUGAACUGAGAGUGUCCCUCUAUCUCAAUCUGUCUCGCUGCCGGAGAAAAACAAAUGACUUUGGCAUGGCAGAAGAAUUUGCGUCCAAGGCUCUUGAACUGAAACCAAAGUCCUACGAAGCCUUUUAUGCCAGGGCAAGAGCGAAGAGAAGCAGCAGGCAGUUUGCGGCAGCUCUGGCUGACUUGCGAGAAGCUGUGAAGCUCUCCCCCACCAACCAGGAAAUCAAGAGGCUGCUGGCCCGCGUGGAAGAGGAAUGCAAGCAACUGCAGAGGAGCCAACAGCAAAAACAGCAGUGCCCACCUGCGGCCCCACCCAAUGACUCAGAUAACGAAGCAGAAGCCCCGACUGCUGGACUAAAUGACCACUUUCCUCUUGAGGAGGCUGAAGAAGAAGAAACUUCUCCGCAGGAAGAAUCCAUUUCCCUGUCUCCCAGGUCCCAGCCAUCCUCAUCUGUCCCUUCCCCAUAUAUCCGGAACCUUCAGGAAGGGUUGCAGUCCAAAAUAAGGCCAGCCUCACCCCAGAACAGGCCGGCAGGCACCAAGCCCCUGCGGGAGCCUGCAGUGCAGCCAGGGUUGCUGAUGCAGCCCACCAAGCAGGCGCAGAUAGUGAAGACCAGCCAGCACCUCGGCUCCGCACAGGCUGGCGUGAGAAACGGUAGCACAAAAAUCCAGGUGUCUUCCCCAAAUCCUCCCCCGAGUCCCAUGCCAGGGAGAAUGUCAGCAGCUCCUGCUGGCAUCAGGAACCAGCCUUCAGAGGGAGCAGGUGUGUUCACUGGGGGGGGUUCGGGCCGGUUUGGAGACCGGCUGGGCCCCAGCCACGGCAUCCAGCUGCAGCACGGUGAGGGCGGCAAUGUGUACCCUUUACCAAGCAAGAUAAAAACCGCAGAGCGGCUUCUGGCUCACGCCUCCGUGGCCGUGGACGCAGCCCCGCUAAACCAAGGUGGGCCAGUGGGCUGCAGCGACACGCGGCACCCAGCCUGCCUCCCCGGCUCAGGUUCUUCUGGUUCUCAGUCUGGCAGCGUAAAGAUGUCAAGUUCCACCAGCAGUUUGGCUUCGAGCAGUUUUUCUGAUGGCUUCAAGGGCCAGGGGCCAGAUGCCCGAAUGAAAGACAAGGCUGUCCACCAGGCGCAGAGCGGCACAGCUGAACACAGACCGCGCAACACUCCAUUCAUGGGCAUCAUGGACAAGACCGCGCGGUUCCAGCAGCAGAGCAACCCUCCCGGCCGCACCUGGCACUGCCCGGGGCCAGAGGCGCCGCUGACAGGCACGUCCUCUGCAGCCGGCCCGCAGGCCUCGAACUCGGAGAAGCCCGCUCUCAAACAAGCAGCGGGGUAUGGCAGCCAAGGCAAAGCCUGUUCUGUGGCGACCCUGGGUGGAACCGUCCACAAUGGGGCGCAGGUGAAAGAGCUAGAAGGAAGUAAGUGCCAAGUUCCAGCCCGCUGCCCGGAUAACAGGAUAGCCAAGGCUGUUUCUCACCUGUACCAGGACAGCGUCUCUAAGCAGCAACCUCACGUCAGUAACGAGGGCCACCGGAGUCACCUUCCUGCGGCAAAACCAAAGCGCUCCUUCAUAGAGUCCAAUGUGUAGGCGGAGAGAGACCCGCUGGUGGAAUUUGAAAGUGUAUUGGCUCUUGGUGGUAAUUAAAUGUUUUUUAUAAGAAAAAUUACUUUUCAGCCAUAUUCUUUUUCCUUGAAGGUAGGUCAGAUACCAUUGCUUUAUUUAAAAUGUGGGAUAAAAUUUCUUUGAUAAAUAUCAGAAGUCACCAUAAGUAAGAAUGCUAACCAGAAUUGAAAAGUACAAGUAGUUAUGUCUAUUAAGUUAAAAAUUUAAGAUAGCCAAGAAGACAUUAACUAAUGCUUGUCUCUUAUGAAAUUAUUUGGUUUUUAUCACUUUUCUCCUAGCCUUUGCUAUGUGGUAAAAUCAUAAUAUUUCUUAGAGACUAGGAUCAGCUCAUGGCUAAAUAACCAGAUGAGAACAGCCCAGAAAAGAUGGAAUUUCAAGUUGGAGUUCCACCGAGUCAAAUCCCAAUUUGCAGAUAUAGAUAAAAUUAAGACCAAUGUGAUUUCUAGCUGAAUAUGUGACUAUAAAUGUUACACUGCUGACUUUUUAAAGCAAAAUACAAGAAUAUCCAAGUAUUGUUUCCUUCAUAGCAAUUCCUCGAAGAGGAUUAAGCACUUAUUUCCAUGUUACGUUUCUCAUUAAACAUUUUUAUAGCACGUUUUGGGAACUACAUUCCUUCCCUCCCACAAUGCGUCUCAGUAUUUGGAAGCAGCGUAGGCCAUUUGGAACCAUGACCGGCGAUCAAGCUGGCUUUGGGCUCUACUACCGAGAAUACAGUGUUCGUGGGGACAUGUAAAUGAGCUCUCAGCGGGUUCACAAAUUGCUUUUACCAGUGACAGCAGUCCUGGAACAAGCCUUCUGCGGUCCUUUAAGGAUGGAGUUUAAUUUGGAUACUUACGGUCUGGUUCAUGGGUUGUUUUGUUUUAUUACACAAUCACUACUUUAUAGUCACAUGUUGUACAUAUUACAUAGCCAAGUUGUAUUCAGACUUGUAAAUAUAACUAUUUCAAGUACUUAAUCUUUAAAAAAAAUCAUAUUUGCAUGUUCUUUGUAAACUUCAUCCAUACUGGUUAUUGCACUGAAUAUAUUAUGGCAUGUUAACAGUGUACCAGUAACGGCACUUUAUUUCAUUUAUAUGAACACCUUUGAGGUGCUACUUAAGUCCAAACUGAUUAUUCAUUUGUAAAGAUAAGGUACAGGAAUGAACCUUGGCUUAAAGGUAUUUUUCUAUGACAAUGGUGUGCUAUUGAAGGAUGUUAAAAUGCUAGUUUGAGAGAGGAGGGAAUGUAUUUGUUUUAUAUGUUGGGAUGUGAAAUUUAUUUUCUAGAACUGGGGAGAAAGGAGUUCUAUAUUUACAGAAUGUUUUAAAAAUGAAUCGUUGUAAUGAAGUUCCUGUGAGCAUCACUAUAGUUUUGUACGAGUAGAACCUUCUGGUGUUAUUCUUCGACAUUUGUUCUUGAUGUGUUUUGUACAGCUUUGUCAUUUUUUAAUCGGCUUUUCUUGAGUUCUGCUAUAACUACUAUGGCUUAUUUAUUGUGUAUUGUUUUCCUUAAUAUUUGUGAGUCUUAACUCUUUUGUUAUGUAGUUUUGUUUUUGCACAACUACUGUACUUUUCCACAUGGAAUAAAGACUAUUAAUAGAAUGUGUUUUGCAUUAAAUGACACCACGAACAGGUGGAGAAGAUACUGACGACAGCUACCCGCUUUGCUUAAUCCAGGAUGGUCUUGUUACUCUAAAAAAAGGAGUGAAAAGCCUAUUUUUACAGUAAUACCAUCAAAUGCAUAUAUAAUUUAAUUUAGUAAUAAUUUUAAAACAAGGGUGACAGCUUCUAGAAAUGUCAAAAUAUUCAAGGGUCAAAUUUAGUCUUUUUGCCUGAAAUAGGGAAGAAAGCACAAAGAAAAGCAUUCUAUAACUUUAUCUGUUCCAGAAAUUGUGGUGUAUCUUUUUACUGGCAAUAAGGUAUCUUUAGGACUCUUAACUUUCAAACGUUUUGGCAACACAGUGAUCACUGUUAAUAUGAAAGUUUGUUCUCGCACAUUUGUAUUAAUUUUUGGUUAAAAGUGUGCAUUGUCAGCGUGCCCACGUAUUUCCUAUUUUGGUGUCAGAGUCGCGGGAAUGAGGGAGCACUGAGCUGUGCUGCACUGCAAUGAGAUGCCGGCUGGAAUCUAAGCCUUCCUGUCCCCUCUGCUGCUGCAGGUUACUGUCUGGUUGCUGUUCUUACUAGCAAGGCUAUGGGUAGAGUUUUAAGUCCUCUAAAGGUAUACAUUUAAACUAGAGGUUAAAAAUAAACUGGGUGGGAAGGAAAAAGUGUUAUUUAUGGACAUAAUUCUCGUUGUUGGAUGACCUUUACUGUGAAGCUGCUCGUGUAACUACUAGCAGAACUUGUUACCUACAACAUCAUGAUUUUGAUACAGUUGCAGUAAAGGUAUCUGCUUAAAUCUGGCCACAGAGAAGUCAAAUCUCCUUGGGAAGCUACUGGUUGUUCCUGAGGACGGGCAGCGGACAGGUGAGUGCUGCUCCUGCACAGUCCCGAGGGAGGGUGUCCGUGCAUGCGCUUUCUGUGGGUGGUCCUGGGUUUGGAGUGUCGAGGUCUGUCUGUGCUUGUGUGUUUAUGGGGACACUGUUGUUUGGCUUUGGCUUAUUUGUAAGUACUUCACUUUGGUAAAUUAUUGGCAUCUUAGUUUUCAGCCAGUUUGUUCAACAAGAAACUAUACUGGGGAAAUGUAGAAAAGAAAAUCACCUCUAACACUUAAAAAUAACCAGCCUUUUAUAGAAAUUGUUUUCCCUUAAAUAACUUUGAUGAUGUUCAGUAAUCAGAUAGCCUCCUUUGGAAAGUAAGUCUGUUAUUUUACCAAAGCAAAAGAUACUUGGUUCAGUGUUGGACUCUAACAAUUAAAAAAAAAAUUGUUAGAAUUAUGUUAGCAUUCUUUCUGUAAAGAAUGCAAUAGGCAAACACCUUCCAGAAUAUGUCCCCAACUUGUUUUUUGUCCUCUAAAGAAUGUGAGAAGCAUGUGCAGUAUAAAGAAACUCUUCUACAAUCGUAAGUUGUGAACCCUAGCUGUGAUACAAAAUAAAACUCAGCAAUACAUUAUGAGGAUGACAGAAACUGCACAAAGCAGCAAUUGCAAAGAAAAGGCAUUUGGAGAUUUCAGUGGUAGCUAGCCUUGCAUCCUGUGGACAUACAGCUUAUUUACUGUAAGUUCAUAAAAUUUAGGAAAAGACUAAGUAUAGAAGGUAAUUACACUGCAUUUCUGUUUUAUUUCAAGUUUAUUUCAAAGUUUUCAAAUUUCUGAACAACAGGGUUUGGGGGUAAACACCCCGAUCUAGGUCUCUGCUUGCCAUCGCAGUUCAGUUCUAACAAGCUUUCCCACUAAUGGCUUCCAUUCUGGUAAACAGGUACGUGAAGGCAAUACACCCAUCACUUCCUGAACUCCGAAGUUUUCUUCUAAGUGAACACUUAUCAGGGCACUGUAUUAAAUGCCAGUGUAUUGUACAAAAAUACAUGGUCAUGACUUCCAGUCAAGAUGGAGGUAUAGGAAGACAAACUUCACUUCCUCCUGUAACCACAAGAGAAUUACAACUAAAUCUCAACACCCAGAACUGUGAGAAAAUCAAACUAUGGAAGUCUGACCACCAAGGAUUUAAAGGAGCCACAUUCAUCUAGACAGGUAGGAGGGGCUGAGAUACAGAGGGGAGGAGACACAGUGGGGUGGGUGCAGAGAGGUACUGGUGGUUGAACGGGCACGUGUGGCCCCAUAUUCAUGUGCGGUGGAUAAAAAUUGGGAGGAGUACCUUCGGAGCAAAGGGAUCCCAGCCCCAGGCCAGACCACACAGCCCAGGGUUCAAGUGGCUGGAAGCUAAAUCCCCCUAACUUCUGACUACAAAAUCCAGUGGGGGUUGGAGGUGGCAGAAUAAUCUGCCAGAUUUUUAGUAAACUCUGCUGAAAAGGGCCUGCGUAGGUAUAGAACAUCCGCGAUCUUGCCCACUCUGGGAUUCAGCACCAGGGUGACAGCUGGAAGGGAAUCAGGUGCAUAGGGAGAGUGGCUAGAAAUGUGCCAGGCAAACCUGCAGAAGCCAGGCAGGAGCACGGUCCUCUGGCUUCCCCCCACACAAGCCACAAGGCAGUGAAGUGGGUUGCCCUGCCCUGGUGGUUACCUAAGGUUCUGCCCCACAGAAUUAACUGGUGCCUUUUACAGGGAGUCAAAGCAGCUCUAUCUUAAUACACAGAAACAAACAUACAGUGGCUGCCAAAUUGAGACAAAGAAAUAGGGCCUCAGUGAAAGAACAAAACUGCAGUAAAAGGAUGAAACAAAAUGGAGCUAUAUCAGAUGCAGAGUUCAAAAACACUGGUGAUCAGAUGCUCAGAACUCAUUGAGCAUGGCAUGAACACACAGAAAUGAAGGUUAUACUAAGUGAAAUAAAAGUCUACAGGGAACCAACAGUGAAAGGGACUCAAAUCGAUGAUUUGCAACACAAAGAACCACAAUAAGAAGAAACAAUUUUUAAAAAAUGAGGAUUGUAUAAGAUGACUCUGAGACAUCUUCAAAAGUGCCAACAUCUGAAUUAUAGGGAUGCCAGAAGGAGAAGAGGAAGAGCAAGAAACUGAAAACUAACGUGAAAAAAUACUGAAAGAAAAUGUCUCUAAUUUGGUGGAAGAAAGACAAGUCCAAGAAACACUAGAAUCCCACACAAGUUGGACCCAAAGACCACCCCAAGACACAUCAUAAUUAAAAUGACAAAAGUUAAAGAUAAACAGAGGAUCUUGAAAGCAGCCAGAGAAAAGCAGAGAGUUACCUACAAAGGACUUCCCAUCAGACUGUCAGCUGAUUUCUCAAAUCUUACAGGCAAGAAGGGGCUGGAAAAAAGUAUUUGAAGUGAUGAAAAGCAAGGACCUACAACCUAGAUUACUUUAUCCAGCAAAACUAUCAUUUAGAAUGGAAGGACAGAUAAAGUGCUUUCAGACAAGGUCAAGUUAAAGGAGUUCAUCACCACAUGAAAUGUUAAAGGGAGUUAUUUAAGAAAAAAACCAAAACUAUGAACGUUAAAAAGGCAACAGAUUCACAACUAUUAACUAAAGCUACCCGCCCCCCCCCCCCAAGAAGAAAUAAGCAAACAACUAGCACAGGAACAGAAUCAUAGGUAUGGAGAUCAUAUGGAGGGUUGUCAUAUGAUAACUAAAUAUGGGAGGGGGAGGGAGGAGAAUGGAGGAAAAGGUACAGGGAUUAAGAAGCAUAAAUGGUAGGUACAAAAUA